This is a messenger RNA of Neoarthrinium moseri, 1623 nucleotides long. RefSeq lists its product as uncharacterized. Gene Ontology annotation, biological process: transmembrane transport. Gene Ontology annotation, molecular function: transmembrane transporter activity. The record is from RefSeq and is a predicted model, not a curated record. Gene Ontology annotation, cellular component: membrane. The coding region runs from base 1 to 1623 and encodes 540 amino acids. The transcript is spliced from 7 exons. Lineage: Eukaryota; Fungi; Ascomycota; Sordariomycetes; Amphisphaeriales; Apiosporaceae.
AUGGCUGCAGACAAGACAGUAGCGGACGAUCUCACGACGUCCCCCGAACUCAGCGAUGCUGACAGGGCUCUUGCGGAGAUGGGCUACCAGCCUGUAUUCAAGCGGGAGUUCUCCAUGUGGAGUUGUUUUAGCUUUGCGCUGAGUAUCUCGGGUCUGUUCGCGACCGUUGCAACGACCUUCAGCUAUCCACUCUACGCUGGUGGUGGUGCCGCGGCCAUCUGGUGCUGGCUCAUCGCGGGAUUUGGCGCCCUGUGCCUCGCGCUGUCAAUUUCAGAGAUUGUGUCUGCUUAUCCGACCUCCGGGGCGCUUUACUUCACGAUCAAGUACCUGGCGCCAGAGAAACACAUCCCAUGGAUUGCUUGGAUUGAUGGCUGGCUCAACCUCAUCGGCCAAAUUGCAGGCAGUGCCUCCUCAGAAUAUGGCGCAGCUCAGAUGUUGUUAGCUGCCGUUUCCCUGGGAUCCUUCGACGGGACCGAUUAUCAUUUCGUCCCGCUGCCGGAGCACAUCAUUGGCACGAUGAUUGCGCUUGUUAUCUUCCAUGCUUGUAUAAACACUCUUUCUACCGCUUGGUUGAAUCACCUCGCGAAGACUUACGCUGUCUUCCAUAUCGGCAUCUUGUUCAGUGCCUGUGUGGCCCUCCUCGUUCUGCAGAAAGACAAACAUGAUGCUGCCUAUGCCUUCACCUACAUCGACCCGGCCCCUUUGUCAGGUUGGACCCCUCCGGGAUUCUCGUUCCUUUUCGGGUUCUUGUCUGUUGCUUGGACCAUGACCGACUAUGACGCUACCGCGCACAUUGCGGAGGAGGCGAAGAACCCUGCCGUCAUCGUACCUCGAGCUAUCUCGUCUGCUCUCACGUUCACCUAUGUUGUCGGCUGGCUCUUCAACAUUGUCUUAGUUUUCUGCAUGGGCGACCCGGCGACGAUCCUGGCCAGUCCGAUUGCACAGCCCGUGGUCGAGAUCUUCUUCCAGGUUAUGGGCAAAGGUCCUGCCAUUUUCUUUGCGGUGUCGGCGUUUAUUAUCAUGAACUUCGUCUGUAUCACGGCCCUUCAGGCGGGAUCCCGUACGAUCUGGGCCUUCUCCAGAGAUCAGAUGCUGCCAGGAUCCUCGGUGUGGUACAAGAUCUGGAAAAAGACAGACACACCAGUCCUCGCCGUAUGGUUCUACUCCCUCCUUUGCAUCUUGAUCAACCUGAUUGGCCUCGGAAGCUAUACCGCAAUUUCGGCGGUUUUCAAUAUUUGCGCCAUCUGUCUUGACUGGUCCUACUGCAUCCCGAUCAUAUGUAAGCUCUGCUUCAGCAAGUUUGAGCGUGGCCCUUGGCAUCUCGGGAAGGCCAGCCCCUUUAUCAAUGCCUGGGCUUGCAUAUGGACAGCUUUUGUCUCCGUCAUCUUCCUGUUCCCCACGGCCAUGCCAGUCGCAGCUGGCACUAUGAACUACGCCGUCGUGAUCCUAGCUUUUGUUGUACUCCUGGCUACCAGCUAUUGGUUCUUGCGAGGCAACAAGUACUACACUGGCCCACGCAGCCAUGCGCACGUGGUAAACGGUGGCGUUGUUGUGGAUGGAAGCCAGGAAAAGCCUUCUGACUCGGAGAAAGCAAUCGCCAGUGGUCGACAGGUCUACGCUUAG